CUGUUUACCUUCCAACCACAGCUAACCUGUAGCAGCUUUUUUAUUUAGGUUUCAUGUGGUCUUUCUCUCUCUCUGCCUACAUAGCUAAGAGUAACUGCCACGUUGCUCUGACACAUCUCAAUCCUCAAGUGACUUGAACAUGGAUUUACAGCAUGUACUGCAGACUGACAUUUUGUCCAUAAUAAUGGCCAUAGCGGUUAUUAUUUUACUUUUGAAGUACAUGGGGAAACAGAGAAGUUAUGGACAUUUGCCACCGGGUCCUUCACUAAUUCCUCUUCUUGGUAACUUGUUACAAAUGGAUCUGAAACGACCGGACAAGUCCUACAUGGAGCUCAGUAAGAAAUACGGCUCAGUGUUUACUGUGUGGUUGGGCCCCAAACCUGUAGUGGUGGUCUCUGGCUAUCAGGCCAUCAAGGAAGCUCUGGUAGACCAAGGAGAAGAGUUCAAUGGAAGAGCCAACCCUGCCAUUACCCUGAAACUCUUUAACGAGCACGGGGUGGGAUCAAGUAAUGGGCAGAGAUGGAAAACUCUUCGCAACUUCUCCUUGACGUCCCUGAAAAACCUCGGAAUAGGAUGCAGAAGCCUCGAGGAGAGGGUCCAAGAGGAAGCUAAGAGUCUAGUGAAAGCCUUCAGUGAAUAUGGAGAUUCCACUGUGAACCCCAAAGAGCUCCUGUUCCAUACUAUCAUCAACCUAUUCUGGUCCAUAGUCCUUGGGCGCAGGUUUGAAUACAACGACCCAGAGUUUCAGAUCUUCUACAAGCCUGUCUAUACAUACUUCGACAUGCUAAAAAGCAAAGUGUCAAUGCUGUACAACAUCUCCCCCAGAAUCGUUGAGUGCUUUCCAGGAAAACACCAAGAGCUGUUUAAGGCCAUAGACAAGGCCAAAGCUUACAUACGACUGGAAGCAGAUCGUCGCCUUAAAAGCCUGGACACCUCUAACCCCCAGGACUACUUUGAUGUAUUCCUGGUUAAAAUGCUCGAGGAGAAAGAUCAGCCAGGGACCGAGUUCAACUAUGACAACUUGUUUCCGUGUGUGUGGGAUCUGUUUGCUGCCAGCACAGAGACCCUGUCCUCCACCCUAUCACACGCCUGUCUGAUGAUGAUCAAGUACCCUGACAUACAAGAGAAAGUUCAGAAGGAGAUAGACGAGGUGAUUGGCUCGAACAGAGUCCCCACGGCUGACGACAGACAUAAGAUGCCCUACACGGACGCUGUCAUCCACGAAAUUCAGAGAAGUAUGUGUCUUGCUCCCACUGCUGUCCCUCACCAAAUGACCCGAGACACAACGUUCCACAACUACCACAUCCCAAAGGGUACCACGGUGUUUCCACUGUUGUCCUCUGUGCUGUUUGACCCCAAACUGUUCAAGAAGCCUGAUGAGUUUGACCCAGAGAACUUCCUGGAUGAAAAUGGACGCUUUAAGGAAAACAAUGGAUUUCUUGCUUUUGGACUGGGGAAGCGUUCCUGCCUGGGAGAUGGAAUGGGGAUUCCCAGGAUGGUGCUCUUCCUAUUCUUUACUUCCCUUCUUCAGCACUUCACCUUCAGGGGCACAAAACCUCCAGAGGAAAUUGACGAUACUGUAGUAUCCUACUUUAUUGGCCGCCUGGCGCGCCCCUACACAUGCUAUGUCAAACUCAGGACAGCAAAUAUUUAAUUGAUAAAACAACUUUUAAUCUUGAUGAAAUUCAAUGCGAUGUAUUUUCUGAACAAGGAGGCUCAACAGCAAAGUGGUCAUAUCUUUCAUUAUUAAUGUCUAAUUUUUUUUGUUAGAAACAAAAACAAACAACAAAAUAGACAAAUACUUAAACUGGCAGAUUAAGAAUAAUUUAAUUUAAAUGACUGGUGAAAAUAACAAACAUGUACAUAAAAAGUGAAUAAAAAUAGUGUCCAUUCAUGUCACAUAUACAGCA
Oncorhynchus keta (chum salmon) is the source of this 1910-nucleotide messenger RNA. RefSeq names its product cytochrome P450 2M1-like. The record is from RefSeq and is a predicted model, not a curated record. The coding region runs from base 140 to 1654 and encodes 504 amino acids. Gene Ontology annotation, biological process: xenobiotic metabolic process. The transcript is spliced from 9 exons. Lineage: Eukaryota; Metazoa; Chordata; Actinopteri; Salmoniformes; Salmonidae. Gene Ontology annotation, cellular component: intracellular membrane-bounded organelle; cytoplasm. Gene Ontology annotation, molecular function: iron ion binding; oxidoreductase activity, acting on paired donors, with incorporation or reduction of molecular oxygen, reduced flavin or flavoprotein as one donor, and incorporation of one atom of oxygen; heme binding.